AUGAAUCCCCCACCGUCAGAUGUUACCGGUCUCUCUGAAGCUGAGAUCAGCGAUGCCAUUUCAGUGUUUACACCGCCCGAUAGAUCUCACAGAGUCUCUCACAGAGUCUCUCACAGAGUCGUCGAAGAAGAAGAUUCAUUGCUGAUGAGGAGAGCAGAGAUGUAUCAAGAUUACAUGAGGCGAUUUCCGAUCCCGACAAAUCGCUGUUCGGUGAUUCCGUUCACGAGCUGGGUUGGAUUAGGUAACUCAAUCAAGGAGCUUUAUGGUCAGCCUUUACAUUACCUCACCAACGUUCUCUUACAACGUUGGGAUCAAUCAAGAGUCGGUUCUGAUUCUGAAGACCAGUGUUUGGAUUCAAUCAUUCAUCCUUCGAAUGCUGAAGCUACCAUCUGGUUCGUUGAAGAAAUCCAUCGUCUCACUUCUUCUCGUUUUGAACUUGCUCGUCUUUGGGGAUCUGAUCCUAUGUAUCACUCGUUUAUCGACUCAAUCACUCCUGCGCCACCUCGAACAUGA
This is a messenger RNA of Eutrema salsugineum, 513 nucleotides long. RefSeq names its product protein RDM1. The transcript has a single exon. Bases 1 to 513 code for a protein of 170 amino acids. Gene Ontology annotation, cellular component: nucleus; RNA polymerase V complex. NCBI's taxonomy places the organism in Eukaryota, Viridiplantae, Streptophyta, Magnoliopsida, Brassicales, Brassicaceae. The record is from RefSeq and is a predicted model, not a curated record.